This is a messenger RNA of Phytophthora megakarya, 1038 nucleotides long. The record is from the annotation of a GenBank genome assembly. Lineage: Eukaryota; Oomycota; Peronosporomycetes; Peronosporales; Peronosporaceae.
AUGCACCCACCACCGAGUCCUCGGCGGGCGAACCCUCGGUUACCAUUGCACAAGCGCAAGUUCAGUCGCGACAUUUACGACACACGGAACCGCCAUGGCGAUCCGGAACCGUCCUGGAGCCGCGUCGAAAAAAUUUCUUCGAUUUUGGACAUAGGGGAUCUAACGGUUACGACCAGGUUGCAAGCUAGGUCGAAGCCCAAACGCGUCAGAUUUGCCGACGAAACCUCGGUGACAGGUGGAGAAGACGUCACACAACGAGAGGAAGCCAACGGUGUGCCAACAGAGGAUUCAGGUUUUUUGGAAACAGAGUCAAGACUAACGGCACCCAACGGUAAUACCCCCGCGUUGCCUAACGCGGAAGACGUGGACCCUCUAACAGUCCAAAGAGAACGCCGAAGAAGGAUCGCGACUGCUCAGGACGAGGAGUUACGGUGGGCGAAUUUGAAGACGGUUCUCUGCGGGGAAGAAUCAAACCUAACGUACCGUGCAGAGAGAAACGCGUGGAAAAUGUCCGACCACUUCGUUCUAAGUGAGGACAACGUGCUCUGCUAUGUGGGAACGAGACCUCUGAGGUGUGACCAACAGCAAGAAGACACGAUGCUGCGCCUAGUAGUACCCUCAACGAAGGUUCAGGAGGUACUACAGAACUGUCACGACUCGUUGGAAGGAGGCCAUCAAGGGAUCGCCCGAACUUUCUACAGAGUUAGGUUGGACUAUUACUGGAUCGGUCUAUACACAGACGUGGCGAGGCACGUGCGGUCCUGUCCCGACUGUAGCUCAAGCAAAAGUCGACCAAAGAUCCGUGGAUUCUCUCCGGGAAACAUACUAGCGGAACGACCGUUUCAGGUUGUUUCGACGGAUUUUGUGAUACCCUUACCGAAGUCUCGACGGGGUAACACAGCGCUCUUACUGUUCCAAUGCGCAUUCACAGGGUAUGUGAUCGACAAACCCAUGACAGACACGACUGCUCUGAGAGUGGCUCAGGCUUUUGAGGAGUGUGUACGGGAGAUUCGGCGCACUCUCUCACAUCAGACAUGA